GAUAUUUUAUGAUUUUUUUAAAUGAUUUUUUUUUCACAUAAUGCAUAUAUAAGAAUAAUAUGUCCUGUGCUUAGUAAAUAUGUAUAGAAUGAACCUAGAACUGAAACAAACUGAGUUUGUUUAGAAACGAAUGAAUUGCACUGAUAUUGUGAAGAUUCACUGAUGAUUUUGAAAUGCAAAGCUUGCAUCUAUGAACAACAGUCUGGGAAAAUAAUUAUAUUUGUGGUAAUGGAAAAUUAUAAUUCCACCAUAUGUCCUUUAGUACUUUUAGAUGCUUUAAAAAAGUAAAAGAUUUAACACUGAGAUAUUUGUGGUUUACUCAGUGUAUAUCUAACUGACAUAUGCAGUAUGACAAGCUGCCAGCAGAUGAUCCCUGUAAAGGACUAGUACAAUAGUCUCAUGAUGUCAGUAUGAUAAGAAGGACACCUCAAUUCCAAUUACAUUUUGCGUAAUAAAUUAGGAUAUUUAUAUUCCGUUGAAUUCCGUUUUCCAAAUUUUGCCAGACAUAAAUGGGACAUAAACGUUGUUUUUACUGCCUUUUACUGUAUAUUUCAUUUAACUCUUAGCUGUUAUAUGCCUGUUAAGGGGAUGAAACUCAUUUGUUUUGCUCAGCUGUGGAAGAAGAUGAACGUGUGGAGCGCUGACACCCUGUAGUCUCAUACAAAUUACACGGAUGCUUGCAAUAACUGCAUAUAGACCACUUUCACUCGAGGGGUGUGUUUGGAGUAAAAUGCCAAACAAGGGACGUUAGGCUGCGUUGCAUGCUGGGAAAUAAUUUUGUUGCUAGGAGACCGUAAACCUCAUUCGGUGACGGUACAGCGCUUUGUAGCUAGUUUGACAAAGCUCUAAACACUAAGGCAGUUUAAUUAUUAAUUUAAGAGAACAAUAAGAUAUUCUGGUGCUGAAUAUUUGAUUCGAUAGCCUGCUUAAACACAAGGUGACUGCAAUCACAUCACUGUCAUCAGGCAUCAACGAAGUUGAAAACGUUUUCUAACUUAACGGGACGAGAAUAUGGACUCAACUGCGAGGGGCGCGCAGCCGAGCCUCCCUGCCCAAAGAAGUGCUAGUGGCUCCCCAGAGCUGCUGCAAAAGCUUCCUGAACUACAGAAGCCCCCUGACCCACCAAAGCCUCCAUUCAGAGAUCCCCAGGGUGUGUUGAAGAGAUGUGUAAAACGAAACGAGCCCAGUGUCCUACAUUUAAAAGCUCGCGAAGAGAUGAUUUUUCCAGGUUGGUACACAGAGCCACAGCCAUCUAAAAGUCUGGAGCAACGGUGCCGUGAAGUUAUCGACCUAACUUCUCAGCCAUCCUCUAAAGAUGCCACUGACCAACAGGUUGUGCCAAAGAGACUUGUGAGACCUAAGAAACCAAGUCUCCAACACUUAAAAGCCUCUGAGCAAUCAUCCACACCAAAAGAUCUGAAACAAAGGCACCAUGAAGCUGUCCACCUACCUCCUCUGCCAUCCACUAAAAAUGUCCAACAGCCCUUAAAGGGUGUGAUGUCAACCCCUCCUCUCCCAAGGCUUCCCAUUAAGAGUUAUAUACAGCGGGACUAUACUUCCAAAUCUCAACUUAAUGAGUACCACAGUACUGACUUUGUUUUGACUGACAGUCAAACUGUGAUUUCGGAGUCUGAUGGUGAUGAUGCAGGACUGCUAAUUGUGAAGCGCUGGGAAAAGAACGUGUGCAAGCUGCGAUGCAUCCCCUUCUUUGCACGCUACAGACUAUGGAAACCUUUCUAUGUCUGGCACAGAAAUGUUCGUGCCAACAAGAUGACUUUGGCCAGGGAGUCACUACAAAAAAAUUUGUUUAUUGUCAUCCCGAAUCUAAGUCCUGCACUGAUGGAUAUUAGGAAAAUGUGCUGCCAACUUAUUGAAACAGGCUUUUGUCACAUGAAGAAAAAGUAUGCAUACACACUGCAGGAAUUCCAGGACAGUAAGAUCAAACAACUACAAGAGGCAUACAGCGACCUGAAGGGGUUUCAUGAACUAGUAAAGGAGGAGACAGUUUAUACCUGUGGCCGCUACUUGAUGGAUGCUAAAGCUCGUGUUGAACAAGAAAAGAAGAUCGCAUCAGGGACCAACAUGUCUUUUUUCUUCAACCACGUCAUCCACUUUGUUCGACUUGUUGACUAUUUGGUUAUCACCACCUUGCACAGCUGUGCAGUGAAUGCAGUGGAUGAAAUACUGACUCUCCUGCAAGUGCAGGCAGGUCCAACACCCAGCAAUGCCAUCAUUCAAAGCUGGACCCUUGACUCAGACGCUGCGACUGACUGUACUGAAAAAGAGAUGGAUAAAAAGACUAUUAAGUCAGAAGCUCCUCAAUUCCAUCCUGUAUUCAUGUCUGAGUUGAUCCUGGACACAAACAGCUUGACUUAUAAACCCUCUGAAGAGAACUUCUGGGAGACUGUUGCAGAUUUUAUCAAGCAUUUUGAGAACAUGGUGACGUCAGUUAAGGAUCUUACUGAAGAUCCUAUUUUUAAUUCAGUGAUUGAACCUCAAAGGGGUGAGGUGGUAAAUAAAUAUGAAAAUGCACCCUCUUUGAAAGUUAUCCUAAACAAUGACGUCUACCUGCAAAGUUUAAAGCAAAGCAUCCAGAGGUCAUUCCAGAUUGUAUUUGCUGCUGCAAAUGUGUACUCACACAUGUUUGAGCACUUUCCGAGAAUGUACAAGGAGAAUGAAAGUUUGGAUCUGGAUGCACUGCAGGGACAGGAUCAAGAUUUAUCCUUCUUUGAAAAAGCACUCAAGUUAUACUCCACACAGCAAAAGGAAGCCGUAGGCAUUCAGCAGAAGACACAUCUCGGUUUACUGCUUGUGGACAAAGGACAGCUCAAAGAGAAGCUUGUAUCAUCUUCCCUCCGAAAUCUGGAGGUCAUCAAUCACAUGCUCACCCAACUUGCUAAGAGGAAAGUAGAUGCCAUAGUGACUGAAGUUUGUGAGGCCGAAGUUAAACUAGGGUCCAGUCCCUCUACUACAGCUCAGCUGGCUGACUUUCUCAAAUUUGUGGAUGAGAUUCAAGAGAGGAUUAUAGAAAUAAAAGAAGAGCAGAAAUCAGUAUCCAAAAUGUACGAUCUGAUCAACAUGUACUCAGUUCCCACACCACCAGAAGAUCUUGUGAAGUUUGCCGCACUGGAACCCUUUAUUGAGUCAUUAAGCUCUGUCAUGCUAAAGGCAGUGCUACAGCGGAAUGGUACUAUGGAAAAGUUUUGCAGCUGCUUGCAGAAGGAUAUGAAGGAAAUCAAACAGGAGGACAUGAAAAUCCAGGUUAAAUUGCAGGAUCCACAAAUUCUAGACAUCAAUGCUGAUUCAUCACAAGUGCAUCUGCUGUUGAGGGAGAUCAAGAUUUCCAUAGAAAAGCUACAGGCCAAAGCAUCCUCCUGCAUAGCCUACCAGAAGAAAUUCAAGAUGGAGGUGACCAAAUUUGAGUCACUGGAGCAGCUGACGGCAAUGUUCAAGCUAAAGCAGUUGCUCUGGACCUCUCUGGAGCAAUGGGAACCUUUACAGAACGUAUGGCAGCAGAGCACACUUCAACAACUGGACAUGGAGCAGUUUAGCUCACAAGUCAACAAAUACAACAAGUACGUCAACCAGCUUGAGAAGGGUCUGCCACGUAACAAUAUAGUUCCCUGUCUGAAGAACAAGGUGGACGUGAUGAUGCACAGACUGCCUGUGAUCACUGAUCUUCGUAACCCAUGUCUGAAACCGGAACAUUGGCAGACUUUGGAGUCUUUGGUGGGGACUUCCCUCAAUGUGGAUGAACUUACCAUAGCUGGUUUAGAGGAGCUCAGUGUUUUCUCAUAUGGCAAGGAGAUUCAGGAGGUUUCAGGACAAGCUUCAGGUGAGGCAUCAGUGGAGACCAUUAUCACAAAGGUGGAGGAUUUGUGGAAGAACACAGAGUUUACUGUGCUGUCCCAUGGUGACACUAAGGAUGUCUUUAUCUUGGGAGGCACGGAUGAUAUCCAGGUACUCCUGGAUGACAGCAUUAUCAGUGUGGGCGCAGUGGCAUCCUCACGCUAUGUAGCUCCCAUCAAGGGGAGGGUCAAGAAAUUGCUGACACAGCUGAUCCUUUUUAACCAAACAUUGGAGGAGUGGCUUACAUGUCAAAGGAACUGGUUAUACCUAGAAAGUAUCUUUUUGGCUCCAGACAUAAAAAGACAGCUGCCUGCUGAGUCAGAAAUGUUUCUUAAAGUUGACAAGUCCUGGAAAGAGAUCAUGGCUAAAGUUAACUGGAUGCCCAAUGCUUUUGAUGCAGCCACACAGACUGGUCUGUUGGAGACUUUGCAGCAGAACAAUGCUCUUUUGGAUGAGAUACAGAAGUGUCUGGAAGCUUACCUGGAGUCCAAGAGAGUCAUCUUCCCAAGGUUUUACUUCUUAUCCAAUGAUGAACUGCUAAAGAUUCUUGCUCAGACACGUAACCCUCAGGCAGUGCAGCCUCACCUCAGGAAGUGUUUUGAUGCCAUCACUCGACUGGAGUUUGCUUUAUUGCCUGAAGAACCUUCUGGUGCUCCAGAAAUGUUGGAUGAUGGAGAGCAGAAGACCAUAUAUAGCACAGACAUCCUGAAUAUGGUGUCCCCUGAGGGAGAAAAGGUGGGUUUGGCUAAAGGUCUGAAAGCACAGGGAAAUGUGGAAGACUGGCUUUGCAAAGUGGAGGAGGCUAUGUUCUCCUCACUGCGACAGCUCAGCAAGGCUGCCAUUGUAGACUACCAGAAGAAGUCUAGAGAGGAAUGGGUGGUGGCUGGACACCCGUCACAGGUGGUGCUGACCAUAUCACAGCUGAUGUGGUGCAGGGACAUGGAUGCGUGCCUGGAGGGAGACCAUGACCAUUUUGCUGCCUUGCAGAAAUUUGAAGGCACCAACUUUGAAAGACUGAAUGCCCUAGCAGCAUUGGUACGAGGACAGCUCCCUGCUUUACAUCGUAAUAUCAUCACAGCCCUCAUCACCAUUGAUGUUCACGCUAGAGACAUAGUCAGUGAUCUAGUUCGACAAAAGGUUGACAACAGGUCCAGCUUUGAAUGGCAGAGACAGCUGCGCUACUACUGGGACAUGGACCUUAAUAACUGUGUAGCCACAAUGGCACUGUCCACUUACAUUUAUGGCUAUGAAUAUCUGGGAGCUUGUCCUAGGCUGGUCAUCACACCACUCACGGACCGUUGCUACCUUUGUCUUAUGGGAGCUCUCCAACUGGACUUGGGAGGUGCUCCUGCAGGGCCGGCAGGGACGGGCAAAACAGAGACCACAAAGGACUUGGCAAAGGCGCUGGCCAUCCAGUGUGUGGUCUUUAAUUGUUCAGAUGGACUGGACUAUAAGAUGAUGGGUCGGUUCUUCAGUGGGCUGGCACAGUCAGGAGCUUGGUGUUGUUUUGACGAAUUUAACAGAAUCGACAUUGAAGUGUUGUCUGUCAUCGCUCAGCAGCUCAUAACCAUAAGAAAUGCCAAAGCUGCUAAGCUGUCAAGGUUUCUAUUUGAGGGCCGGGAGAUCAAGCUGGUGAUGACAUGUGCUGCAUUCAUCACUAUGAACCCAGGCUAUGCUGGAAGAACAGAAUUACCCGACAACCUUAAAGCUCUUUUUAGACCAAUAGCAAUGAUGGUUCCAAACUAUGCUCUUAUUGCAGAGGUGAUUUUGUACUCAGAAGGAUUUGAGUCUAGUAAAACCCUUGCAAGGAAGAUGACCCAGAUGUACAAGCUGUGCUCAGAGCAACUGUCCCAGCAGGACCACUAUGACUUUGGGAUGAGAGCUGUCAAAUCUGUCCUGGUCAUGGCAGGGUCACUGAAGAGAGAGAACCCUCACCUUAGUGAGGAUGUGGUUCUAAUUAGAGCACUGAGAGACUCCAACCUGCCAAAGUUCCUCACUGAUGAUGCCGUGCUGUUUGGUGGUAUCCUGUCAGACCUGUUUCCUGGUGUUUGUAUCCCUGAACAUGACUAUGGUGUGCUACACUCAACCAUUGUGGAGUCUCUGGUUAAGAGAAACCUUCAACCGUUGGAUAGCAUGACUAAGAAGGUGAUCCAGCUUUAUGAGACCAUGUUAGUUCGCCAUGGAGUUAUGUUGGUUGGACCAAGUGGUGGAGGUAAGACCACUGUCUACACCAUCCUGGCAGACACUCUGGAGACCCUCCAUCUCAAAGGACACCAGGCUGUCAACCCCUUCUAUCAGCCUGUCAAGACCUAUGUGCUCAAUCCAAAAUCUGUCUCAAUGGGAGAGCUCUAUGGAGAGAUUAAUCCUUUGACACUGGAGUGGCGUGAUGGACUGAUGGCACUGAGUGUCCGUGACGCAGUCAGUGACACUAGUGAUGACCACAAGUGGGUUGUCUGUGAUGGACCAGUUGAUGCCCUUUGGAUCGAGAACAUGAACACUGUAUUGGAUGACAACAAGAUGCUCUGUUUAGCCAACAGCGAGCGAAUCAAACUUACUCCAUCCAUACACAUAUUGUUUGAGGUUCAGGACUUGGCUGUGGCAUCUCCAGCCACAGUAAGUCGCUGUGGAAUGGUUUAUGUUGAUCCUGAUGAGCUCAAGUGGAUGCCCUACGUGCACACAUGGAUUACUGGUCUAGGGGACAGGCUUCCAGACCCAGUGGGUGCAUACCUGAUGGAGAUGUUCAAGCAGUACGUGGAGAAAGGUCUACAAUUUGUGUCCAAGCAAUGUGUCCAAGCAAUUCGCCAAGUGGACAUCAGUAAAGUCAGCACUCUGUGCUCCUUGCUGGAGGCUCUUCUGCUGGGUAACGGAGGGCCAGACCUCAAGAUGAAUCCCAAGCACCUUGAUGGUGUACUAUGUCAGACCUUCAUAUUUUGCUAUCUAUGGGCCGUAGGUGGCAAUCUGACUAGUUCUUACUGGGAUGCUUUUGAUGCCUUCAUCAGAGAGCAAUUUGAAGGCAACAAAGAUGCAAAGCUCCCGAUGUGUGGUACCUUGUGGAGUGUCUACAUGAAUUUUGAUCACAGGGAACUGCAGUUAUGGACAGCUAUAAUUCCUUCAUUUAAAUAUAAUAGGGAACAACCUUUUUUUGAGAUACUGGUUCCCACUACAGACACUGUUCGCUAUGGAUAUCUGAUGGAGAAACUGCUCUCUGUGCGCCGUUCUGUACUCUUCACUGGUGACACGGGAGUGGGAAAGACUGUGGUGGCCCGGGGCCUUCUUAACAGGAUCCAGGAAAGUGCAGGAUAUCUUCCUGUCUUCAUCAACUUCUCUGCUCAGACCUCCUCUGCCCGUACACAGGAGAUCAUUGAGUCCAAACUGGAGAAAAAGAGAAAGAACAUUUUAGGUCCUCCAGGAAACAAGAAGUUGGUGGUCUUUGUGGAUGACUUGAAUAUGCCUAAGCUGGACAGUUAUGGAUCUCAGCCUCCUAUAGAACUCCUGCGUCAGUUCCAGGACUUUUCUGGGUUUUAUGACAGAAACAAGUUCUUCUGGAAGGAGAUCCAGGGAAUGACCAUUACAGCAGCAUGUGCUCCUCCAGGAGGGGGGCGAAAUCCUGUGUCCCCCAGAUUUAUUCGCCACUUCAGCAUGUUGUGCCUGCCAACACCCUCGGACACCAGCCUCAAACAGAUCUUCAAAGCUAUACUGAACGGUUUCCUCAGUGAGUUUUCCCAGGCAGUGAAGGACUGUGCCGGACAGAUUGUGGAUGCAGCUGUGGAGAUUUAUAACCGUUUAAGUGUGGAUCUGCUGCCCACCCCAGCCAAGUCCCACUAUGUUUUUAAUCUCCGGGACCUCUCCAAGUGUGUUCAAGGCAUACUGCAGUGUGAGCCAAGUCAAGUAAGAGACAAGACCCAGAUCUUCCGCCUUUUCUGCCAUGAAUGCCAGCGUGUAUUUCAUGACCGACUCAUCAACACCCAAGAUAAGACCUACUUCAACACCAUCAUCUGUGAGAUGGCCGGGCGAUAUUUUGACAUCCACUUAGAGUCUUCACAUUUUGUGUCUCAUCCCAUAAUAUUUGGGGACUUCAUCAAGAUGCAUGCAGAAAAAGAAGAUCGCCUGUAUGAAGACCUGACAGACAUGAAUAAGAUCCAGACUGUACUUCAGGACUAUCUUGAUGAUUACAACAUGACCUUCUCCAAGGAGAUCAAGCUGGUUUUCUUCCAGGAUGCCAUUGAACAUGUCUCCAGGAUUGCUCGUAUAAUUCGCCAGGAGCGAGGCAAUGCCUUGUUAGUCGGGGUGGGAGGUACAGGCAAGCAGUCACUCACUCGCUUGGCAGCCCACAUGUGUGGGUACCGCUGCUUUGAGAUUGAAUUGAGCAGAGGGUACAACUAUGACAGCUUCCAUGAAGACUUGAGGAGGCUCUACAAGAUGGCUGGUGUGGAGGGCAAAGAUAUGGUGUUCCUCUUUACAGAUACUCAGAUUGUAGUAGAAGAAUUUUUGGAGGAUAUAAACAACAUGCUAAACUCUGGUGAGGUGCCUAACCUUUUUGAAAAAGACGAGCUAGAACAAGUACUUGCUGCUACCCGCCCUAAAGCCAGAGAGGCUGGAAUCAGUGAAGAGAACAGGGAUGAGGUGUUCCAGUUUUUCAUCUCCCGUGUACAAGAAAAACUACACAUUGUGCUGUGUAUGAGCCCUGCGGGCGAUGCUUUCAGGUCCCGAUGUCGCAUGUUUCCUUCACUGGUUAACUGCUGCACUAUUGACUGGUUUGUGCAGUGGCCCCGGGAGGCGCUGCUCUCUGUCUCUGAGGCCUUUUUCCAGAAUGUGGACUUUGGCAAUGAGAAGCUAAAACAGAACAUCUCUGCGAUGUGUGUCGAGAUACACGUUAGUGUCACUGAAAUGGCUGAGCGCUUCUACUUAGAGCUGAGACGCCGGUACUACACCACACCUACCUCCUAUCUAGAGCUUAUCAACCUCUACCUCAGCAUGCUUGGCAACAAGAGACAGCAGUUAGUUCUGGCCAGGGAUCGUGUAAAGAAUGGUGUCACUAAGCUGCUGGAGACCAACGAGCUUGUAGACAAAAUGAAGGUGGACCUUUCUGCUCUGGAGCCAGUCCUCAAACAAAAAUCUACUGAUGUCGAUGCCCUCAUGGAGAAAUUGGCUGUAGGUCAAGACAAGGCUGAUGAGGUACAUAAAGUAGCAGAAGAAGAUGAGGCACUGGCCCGAGUUAAAGCUGAAGAAACCCAGGCCAUUGCAGAUGACGCACAGAGGGACUUAGAUCAGGCUCUGCCAGCUUUAGAGAGUGCCAACCAGGCCCUCAGAUCUCUUAACAGGGCUGACAUCUCUGAGAUCAAGGUGUUCACUAAACCCCCAGCCCUAGUGAUGACUGUCAUGGAGUCUGUCUGCAUCUUGCUUGAUUGCAAACCAGACUGGCUAAGUGCCAAGCAAUUACUGGGCGAUCCCAACUUUCUCAGGCGUCUGACAGAAUAUGACAAGGACAAUAUCAAACCUCGGAUCCUGCUGAAACUACAAAAAUACAUCAAUGACCCUAAUUUCAUGCCUGAAAAGGUGGAAAAGGUAUCAAGGGCGUGCAGGUCAAUGUGCAUGUGGGUCAGAGCUAUGGAUCUGUACUCGAGAGUCUUCAAAGAGGUUGGCCCCAAGAGAGAAAAACUGGCCAAGGCACAGGAAGAGCUGGAUGUGACCAUGGCAACCCUAAAAGAGAAGCAGAAGAAGCUUCAGGAGGUGGAGAACCAGAUCAAGGUCCUGCAGGAGCAGUUUGAUAGCAGCAUGAAUGACAAAGAAGAUUUGGUUAAUACGAUGGCUCUGACACAGGCCCGUCUGAUCAGGGCAGGGAAGCUAACGUCCGCUCUUGGUGACGAACAAGUAUGCUGGGAAGAAAGUGUAGCCCUGUUUGAGCAAGAGAUCAUCAAUGUUGUGGGAAAUGUCUUCAUUGCAGCUGCUUGUGUGGCAUAUUAUGGUGCAUUUACUUCCCACUAUAGACAGCUGCUAACUGACCAGUGGAUAACGCAGUGCCAGAACCUGAACAUCCCAAUCAGUUCCACUUUUAGCCUGAUUAACAUUCUUGGUGAUCAAUAUGUCAUCCACCAGUGGAAUGCAGAAGGUUUGCCUCGUGACACUGUUUCUACAGAGAAUGGCAUCCUGGUGACUGAGGGCCACCGGUGGCCUCUUAUGAUCGACCCACAGGAUCAGGCCAACCGAUGGAUCCGCUCCAAGGAGGCUAAAAAUGGUCUAAAGGUGAUCAAGCUAACAGACUCUGGCUUCCUUCGUACCCUAGAGAAUGCCAUAAGCAUGGGUGUCCCUGUACUGCUAGAGGAGUUAAAGGAGACCCUGGAUCCAGCACUGGAGCCAGUCUUGUUGAAGCAGACGUUUGUGGCUGGCGGCCGAACAAUGAUCCGACUGGGAGACUCAGAUAUUGACUAUGACAAAAAUUUUAGGUUCUAUAUGACCACAAAGAUGGCCAACCCACAUUACCUGCCAGAGGUUUGCAUCAAAGUUACAAUUAUCAACUUCACUGUCACUAAAUCUGGCUUAGAAGACCAACUUCUCAGUGAUGUGGUGCGUCUUGAGAGUCCGCAUCUUGAGGAACAGAGGAACGAGCUGAUUGUGCGCAUCAACGCUGACCGCAGCCAGCUGAAAGAUAUUGAAGACCACAUUCUUAAGCUUCUCUUUACCUCUAAGGGGAAUAUACUUGACAACGAGGAGCUAGUUCAGACUCUCCAGGAGUCAAAGGUGACUUCAGAGGCCACAAAGCACCGUCUGGAAGAGGCAGAAGCAACUGAGCUGAUGAUAAACUCUGCGAGGGAGCGCUACAGGCCUGUGGCCACUCGAGGAUCUGUUUUGUACUUUGUCAUUGCCAGUCUGUCGGAGAUUGAUCAUAUGUACCAGUUCUCACUCAAGUACUUUAAACAGCUCUUUAAUUCCACCAUCGAGACAUCAGAGCAGAGUACUGUGCUAGAAGAGCGCCUUCAGAUCCUCCUGAAUCAAAUCUUGCUAAACUCCUACAUUAAUGUGUCACGUGGACUCUUCGAGCAACACAAGCUUAUCUACAGCUUUAUGUUGUGCGUAGAAAUCAUGAGGCAGCGUGGCGAGAUCUCUGAUGGGGAAUGGUGGCGCUUCCUAAAAGGAGCUUCUUCACUGAAAAAGGAGUAUCCAGAGCGACCAGAUGUGCCAUGGCUAAGUGAUUUUUACUGGCAGACAUGUUGUGAGCUGGAGGACACACUGCCUUGCUUCAAGGGCAUCUCCAGAGAAAUCACUAGAACCCAUAUCCAUAUUAAGCUAGGGCAUUUUGAAGCAUCUUUAAAUCCAGAAAAAUGGAAAGGCUAUGUGUCAGAGUUGCCUUCUCUCGAGGAGUCCAAAAAGGAGAAACAGGAGAUGAAAGGAUACUGGAAUGAGCGAUUGGGAUCUUUCCAGAAACUAGUUCUUAUCAAGAGCUUCAUGGAAGAGAAGGUGGUUUUUGCAGCAACUGAGUUUGUGAUUGUCAACCUGGGGAAGGAGUUUGUGGAAAACCCUCCAGUUGACCUGGCUAAUCUCUAUAAUGACAUGUCCCCUACCACCCCAUUGAUCUUCAUCCUCAGCACAGGUUCUGACCCAAUGGGUGCCUUCCAGCGCUUUGCAAAUGAGAGAGGGUGUCUCGACAGGGUCGAGGCUAUCUCACUGGGGCAAGGCCAGGGACCUAUAGCAGAGAAGAUGAUCCAUUCAGCGCUAACGAGUGGCAACUGGGUCUUCUUGCAGAACUGCCAUCUGGCGGUGUCUUGGAUGUUAGCCAUGGAGGAGCUCAUUAAGACUUUCACUGAGCCUGACACAUCAGUCCAUGAGAACUUCCGUUUGUUUCUCAGUUCCAUGCCGACCAAAGUAUUUCCUGUUACAGUGCUCCAGAACUCCGUUAAGGUGACUAACGAGCCUCCUAGAGGCCUGCGAGCCAACAUGCGACGAGCCUUCACAGAGAUCACCAGCAGUUUCUUUGAACGCCACAUUUUGGGACGCCAGUGGAGGAAGAUUGUCUUUGGAAUCUGCUUUUUCCAUGCAAUCAUCCAGGAGCGGAAGAAGUUUGGUCCCCUGGGCUGGAACAUCCGCUACGAAUUCAAUGACAGUGACAGAGAAUGUGCUCUGCUCAACCUCAACCUGUACUGCAAAGAUGGCACCAUCCCUUGGGAUGCUCUGGUCUACAUCACUGGUGAGAUCACGUAUGGAGGGAGAGUGACGGAUGCCUGGGACCAACGGUGCCUAAGGACAAUCCUCAAAGGCUUUUUUUCUCCAGAAACUCUGCAGCCUGGCUACACCUACUCCCCCUCAGGUGUUUACUACGCUCCAGAGUCAGAUGAACUCGAACAAUAUAAGAAGUAUAUUGAGAAUCUUCCGAUCAUUGAUGAUCCUGAGGUCUUUGGUAUGCAUGAGAAUGCCAACUUGGCUUUUCAGCGUCAAGAAACUAUAACUCUGAUCAAUACCAUACUGGAUGUUAAUCCUCGUUCUUCAGCACAACAUGGAGCUAAGAGUAACGAUGACAUAGUCUGCGAGCUCGCCGAGCUGAUUCUAGCCAAACUGCCCGAGCGACUGGACAUGGAUGAAGCAAUUGACACACUGUUUAUCAAAGACACCAAUGGGCACCUGAACUCCCUCACAACUGUUUUGGCCCAAGAAGCAGACCGAUUCAACAACUUGCUUAAAGUUCUCAGGAUGUCUCUUAUCACUCUGCAAAAGGCAAUAGCAGGUCUUGUUGUGAUGUCAGAGGAAAUGGAUCGAAUCUACACAAGCUUUCUGAACGACCAGGUCCCCACCCACUGGGCAAACUCUGCCUACCCCUCCCUCAAACCGCUGUCUUCUUGGGUCAGAGACUUGACUCUCAGAACGUCCUUUAUCCAGACUUGGAUCACACGUGGUCAGCCCAAAUCAUUUUGGAUCUCAGGGUUCUUCUUCCCUCAAGGCUUUCUUACUGGAGUGUUGCAGAAUCAUGCCCGGCGUUACAGUUUGCCUAUUGACGAGCUUAAUUUCCGCUUCAGCGUGGUGCCGGCGUACAGGGAUGAGGAAGCAGUCUGUGAGGCUCUACGCACUCUUCCCAUUGGUGCAAAACUGAACAUGGAUGAGGAGUUACCAGAGCCGCAGGAUGGUGUACUUGUUCACGGUAUGUUCAUGGAUGCCUGUCGCUGGGAUGAUGUCGGCAUGGUGAUGGAUGAUGCGCUGCCUCGGGUUAUGAACACCAUGCUGCCGGUGGUGCACUUUGAGCCACAGCAGAACUACGUCCCAGAGCCCGACCUCUACCACGCUCCUCUGUACAAGACCUCAGCCAGAGCUGGCACUCUGUCCACCACAGGUCACUCAACUAAUUUUGUGGUGACAGUAAUGCUUCCCUCCAAGCGACCCAGCGACUACUGGAUAUCCAAAGCCUCCGCACUCCUGUGCCAGUUGAAUGAUUAAAUAUUUAUUCGAGGACAAAGCAUUGAAUUAAAUUAAAUUUGUGUAAUAGCAACACAGACCGUAAUUAAAAUUUCACCCCAAACUGAUGUUUCUGCGUCCUUCAUCUCAUACAUGUGUUUGACUACAUUUAUUUAUAUAACAAACUCUUUAGAAAGGAGACGUCCCAGUUUCACAGUGGAAGCACUACACUGCCUUACACUGCUUCAUUUCAUCUGCAAGUUAACAAGUCACAAGAAACAGAGGUAGCCAUCACCAUCCAAGGCAGCACACGGUGAACAAGAGAGGCAAGGUGGAGUGGGUGGAGACGAGUGACAGAAGGAUAACUGUAAAAGUGAAAGGAA
Molecule: messenger RNA, 13610 nt
Organism: Haplochromis burtoni (Burton's mouthbrooder)
Lineage: Eukaryota; Metazoa; Chordata; Actinopteri; Cichliformes; Cichlidae
Product: dynein, axonemal, heavy chain 6
Biological process (GO): microtubule-based movement
Cellular component (GO): dynein complex
Molecular function (GO): dynein light intermediate chain binding; dynein intermediate chain binding; ATP binding
Source: RefSeq, a predicted model, not a curated record